GAGAGAAGAAGGGGAGAAAGAAUAAUAGAGAGUAAAAGAAAUGAAGAGAGAAAACCCGAUACCAAUCCCUCUCCUCCUCCUGCUCCUCUUUUACUUUGCCGCUGCCGCCGGUGGCUCCGGCGGAUCGACCGUCGUAUCCGUCAUCGACCACGGCGCCAUGGGAGACGGGCGUUGCUAUGACACAGUGGCGAUCCAGGCCGCAAUCGACGCGUGCGCGGCGGCCGGUGGCGGGCGCGUUAGGUUUCCGGCCGGCGGGGAUUACCUGACUGCGACGGUGCGGCUUCGGACCGGGGUAGUGCUCGACAUCGAGCCCGGGGCGCGGAUCCUCGGCGGCACGCGGCAGCGGGACUAUCCGGCCGACCCGGCUCGGUGGUACGUGGUGCUGGCGGAAGGGGCGCGGCGGGUGGGCGUCACUGGCGGCGGGGAGAUCAACGGGCAGGGCGAGGCGUUCGUGGUGCGGAGGGACCCGCGGAAGAACGUGAUGGUGAGCUGGAACGUCACCGGGCUGUGCCGCGGCGACGAGUGCCGGCCGCGCCUCGUCGGGUUCAUCGACUCCGCCGACGUGGAGGUCUCCGAUGUAACCCUAAAUCAACCGGCCUACUGGUGUCUCCAUUUGGUGAGGUGCGAGAACACGUUGAUCCGCAACGUCUCCAUCUACGGCGACUUCGACUCGCCCAACAACGACGGAAUCGACAUCGAGGAUUCAAACCGCACGGUCAUCAGGAACUGCCACAUCGACACAGGGGACGACGCGAUAUGCCCCAAAUCCUCCACCGGCCCCGUCCUCGACCUGCUAGUCACCGACUGCUGGAUCCGGACCAAGUCUUCCGCCAUCAAGCUCGGCAGCGCCAGCUGGUUCGACUUCAGCAGGCUCUUCUUCCACAACAUCACCAUCGUCGACUCCCACAGAGGCCUCGGCAUGCAAAUCCGCGACGGAGGAAAUGUGACGGACGUGGUGUUCUCCAACAUCAGAAUCAGCACGAGAUACUACCACCCUUCGUGGUGGGGGAGAGCAGAGCCCAUCUACAUCACGACCUGCCCCAGGGACUCCGCCUCCAGGAGCGGCUCCAUCUCCAACGUCCUCUUCAUCAACAUCUCAGCCGUGUCGGAGAACGGAGUCUUCCUGUCAGGCUCGCCUGGCGGCCUGCUCAGCAAUCUCAGGUUCAAGGACGUUAACUUGACCUAUCGGAGAUGGACCAAGGAUCCCGGAGACAUCUACGAUUACCGUCCGGGUUGCAAGGAGAUGGUGAAGCACAGCACGGCAGGGAUAAUGAUGGAGUACGUCGCCGGCGUGGAGAUGGAGGAUGUGAAGAUGAGAUGGUGGAGGAGUAACUUCCCCGGAUGGAACAAUCCCCUCAAGAUCAGACCUUCCACUGUCAAUGAACUCUCAUUCAAGGAUUGGAGCUCUAUCGAGAUCACAGAACUCGAAUCCUCACGUUCUUAAGGUAUACCCCCACAUAUCACGUUGUAAUAUUUUCUCAAACUAAAACUGAUUUAAUUUAGAUAUCACCUUCUUCUA
This is a messenger RNA of Zingiber officinale, 1519 nucleotides long. Its product is annotated as exopolygalacturonase-like. The record is from RefSeq and is a predicted model, not a curated record. Gene Ontology annotation, molecular function: polygalacturonase activity. Bases 41 to 1444 code for a protein of 467 amino acids. Lineage: Eukaryota; Viridiplantae; Streptophyta; Magnoliopsida; Zingiberales; Zingiberaceae. The transcript is spliced from 3 exons. Gene Ontology annotation, biological process: carbohydrate metabolic process.